GCGUGCGCCGGGGGAUAGGAGGACGCGCUGAUUUCCUGUCAGGGUUCUCUAUUUUGAGCAGGGGGGUGUUGGCGCAGGCCCUUCUCCCCAGCUCUAGACGUCGACACUGCCCUCCGUAAGCUUAUCGAAGCAGCGGCUCAAGUGUGACGUCUCCUUUUCCUCCGAGCGCCUAGUCCUGAGCUCGCGCCAUCCCUACUUCGGAUUUAAACAGCGGUCAGCUGUUCCGGUGCCGGAUAGGGGAGUGCACAUCGGUGCCCUGGACCGCGUAGUUCCCAGCUACUUGUACCCUCGAAAAGACUAGGGUCCAGGACCUACGAGGGACGCCGGGACGCUGGACCGGAGCGGAGAGCGGGAGCGGGAGCGGGGCCGCUCGGGCGGCCGACGGCGCAGGCGCUCGGUGCGCGUUGGGGGCGGGGCUGCGUCGGGGCGGGGGCAGCGCGCGCGGGAAGUGCCCACGGGGAGGCCGGCCGGCUCCUCAGCGCCGCGCGUCAUGGCCAUCUCGGUUCCCGGCUACUCGCCCAGUUUCAGGAAGCCUCCCGAGACUUUGCGGCUCCGACGGAAAAGGGUCCGGAGCCUUGAGGCCGCCGCUUCACCCAGGGAGCAGCCCGAGCCGGCGCCCCGCCGCGCCGCUCUGGCCGCCGGGCUGCUCCUCCGCCCCUUCCCGGCGGCUGCUGGCAGAGGCGGCGGCGGCCCGGCCGCGGCCCGCAGGAACCCCUUCGCCCGCCUGGACAACCGGCCGCCGGCCGCCGCGGAGCCCCCCGACGGGCCGCCCCGCGGCCAGCAGGAGGCGCAGGACCCGUGUUUAGAUUCUAAUCAAGAAAAUGAUUUGCUCUGGGAAGAGAAGUUCCCCGAAAGAACAGCCGUGGCCGAGUUACUCCAGACUCCACAAGUAUCAUUCUCCAAAUCUGAUAUUCCAUCCUCAGAAAGUACUGAGUUACCUGUGGACUGGAGUAUUAAAACUCGACUCCUUUUCACCUCUUCUCAACCCUUUACCUGGGCAGAUCAUUUGAAAGCACAGGAAGAGGCUCAAGGUAUCAUCCAGCAUUGUAGGGCAACAGAAGUUACUUUGCCUCAAAGUAUACAGGAUCCCAAACUCUCCACUGAGCUCCGAUGUGCCUUCCAGCAGAGCCUUAUCUACUGGCUCCACCCUGCCUUUCCUUGGCUACCUCUGUUCCCUCGCAUUGGAGCUGAUAGAAAAAUGACUGGAAAGAUAAGCCCUUGGUCAAAUGAUGAAACCUUGCAACACAUUUUAAUGAGUGAUUGGUCUGUGAGCUUCACUUCUCUAUAUAAUUUGCUGAAGACAAAACUUUGCCCAUAUUUCUACGUUUGUACCUAUCAGUUUACUAUCCUGUUCCGUGCAGCAGGCUUAGCAGGAAAUGAUGUAAUCACAGCUCUCGUGUCUCCGACAACUAGAGGAAUAAGAGAAGCUAUGAAAAAUGAAGGUAUUGAAUUUUCUCUGCCGUUAAUAAAAGAAAAUGGCUAUCAGAAGAAAAAGACAUCUGGAACAAGCUUGGGAAAUGGAGAGGAACAAGUAAUCAGCGAUGAUGAUGAAGAUGAAAGUUUUUCCUGGCUGGAAGAGAUAGGUGUGCAAGACAAAAUUAAAAAACCAGACAUACUCUCUAUCAAGCUACGCAAAGAGAAACAUGAAGUGCAAAUGGACCACAGACCUGAGUCUGUUGUGUUGGUGAAGGGAAUGAACACCCUUACAUUGCUGAAUUUUUUGAUAAACUCUAAGAGUUUAAUUGCAAGCUCAGGCCCACAGGCAGGACUUCCACCAACCCUCUUAUCCCCUGUAGCUUUCCGAGGUGCCACAAUGCAAAUGCUUAAGGCACGAAGUGUAAAUGUGAAGACACAAGCUGUUUCUGGAUACAAAGAUCAAUUUAGUUUGGAGAUUACAGGUCCUAUCAUGCCUCAUUCUCUACAUUCUGUGACCAUGCUACUCAAAUCUUCACAGAAUGGGUCAUUUUCUGCUGGACUGUAUACACAUGAGCCAACUGCUGUAUUUAAUAUCUGCCUGCCAGUGAAUAAAAUACUGGAUAAGGAGACACUUCAGGAGGAGCUUGGUAACUGUGGGUUGCACCCUAAGACUCUGGACCAACUUAGUCAAAUACCAACACUGGGAAAAUCAUCUUUACGGCUUGUGGAAUUGAGUGACUUCGUUUAUAAUUGGAGAUCCUAACACCAAAGUAAGCCUAAAAGGAAUCUUUGAGGAAAAAGCCUUCUAGCAAGGAAAUUCAAGAUUCUUAUACCUUUGGCUCUAAAGUUCAUUUUGGAAGUUAAAGGAAUAGAACUUUAAAAUAUUCAAGUGUUGAUAAACAACCUUUUAGCUUAAUUUUUAUUACGUGCAUUAAGCAAAAGGAUUAAGGCUUUAAAUCAACAUUUUGUUUUUACUAUUCUGAUUAGAUAAUUCAGGUAUAAAGAGAACUCCCAACUCUUAAAAAAACCUCAGAAACUUGAAUGAGACUUCCAGACCCUUACAAGCUAAUUAUAAACGGAGUAGAAAACGGAGUAUUAUGAAUGUCAGUGUUGCCUUGCAAAUGGCAAAUUGAAGCUAAGUAUUAAUUAUCUACUGGCAUUUUGUGACCGAUGGCAUCAGGGCAAAACCAUAUUUGACAAUUUACCUAUACCUACAGUUAUAUGCAGGUUCUAGAUUAUAAAGAUACAAAUGUAGACAAAUUCGUAUUUGUAGACAAAUAGCUAAUUGUUGAUGUCUCUACCUUAGUUGCCUUCAUUCUCAUUUCUAAUUCCUCUAUUUUCAAAUAUAUUAAAUUUGUUUUUUUUUAAUGCAUGUUAAUUCAAAGAGGGGUAUUUUGUAUUCCACAUAGAAUAGUGUUAAUUGUAAAGUGUGCUCAGCUGUCAUGGUAAAGGAGUAUUUAAUGUUCUUGUAGGUAUUUGUGUGUGUGCACGCGCGAGUGUGUGUGUUGUGUGUAAUUCAAAUUUCCUUAAAAUAAAAGGAUGUAGAAAUCAAAAGCACUGGGUAAAGAAAUGACAAUAUUUAGUGAAGAAGUAUGUGUUCACUUUAUGAUCCAAAAAAUAAGACACCACAUUUAUUCCAGAGAAGUUUAUAUUUGGGCCUUAAGCUUUUGAAAAUAAAGUUUAGAGACAUAGCAUUAUGAAUACCACUGUAAUACACAUGAAAUAUUCUAUCAGACCCUAAAAAUUAACAUAAACUUAAACUUUCUCAGUCAACAAAAUAGUGGCUGGGUGCCGAUUUUAUUAGAUAAGUUGGUUACAGCAUUUUAAUUAUCAUUUAACGUCUAUCUAGGUGUAGCUGAAAUUCAAAAUGCACAUCAAAGUAAAACUAUAUCACAACUCAAUGCCAUACUAAAUGUACUUGGCCUCUGCAGUAGAAUUCUAAUCGGACUUCAUUUUGACUCCCUUCUCAUGGCCCAAGUGGCUUUGAUGGGAAUGCAGGACUUAGUGCUGAUCAUCACACAACAUACCACUUUCUUUUUAUAACCUCUACAAAAUUUUAAGGGGAGAUGGUGGCAUUAGCCCUGUGGAACAGAUCUUGAUUACCUCAAUAACACUGGCCCAGUAUCUGUCCAGCAGAACCCAUUGUGAACUAGUACAAGGUGCACAGCCCUUCACUGAUUACAGGCAAGUGUUACAGCAGCCUAGCCAUAAGGAAGGGAGGUUACAUCAUAGUACAAAAUACAGUAUAAAAGCGUUAUUUAACAUUCCACACUGAAGAUUACGGAUGCCUUCAAACAAUCGUUUGGAUGUUAGCCACUUAAACAAAUACAUCACUAAGGUAAACAAUAUAAACAUACCAAAACCCUGUAUGGUUAAAUACAAUUUCCAUGGUACAAAAAUCAAAGCCUGGAGAUGUUUGUACAGAUUGCUUUUUACACAAUGUCUUAAAUUGCCAAAUAUUUACAACAUUAAAGAGGAAAUACAUUUUGAUGCAGAGUAAAAUUAUCUGAAAUGAUUAAUAUAAAACCUCAAUCUAUCUACGUGAGGCACUCCUGAAGCAAGUGGCAUUAGCCAUGAGGUCCUUUGGUACAAGGCCCAUUGCUUGAAGAACCACAGUAGCUGCUGUGGCUUUAGCAUGCUUCUUAUUAGGGCUGGCAAAGCUGGGCUGGUAAGCGCUUCCAUUUAUCAAUACCUAUUCAAGAAAAACAUACAAUUGGGCUGGUAAGGGCUUCCAUUUCUCAAUACCUAUUCAAGAAAAACAUACAAUAAGAACAGCAUCAAACUUUAAUAUCUAUUAGCUUUGUAUUUUUUCACUAAAUGCUAGAAAAAUAAUUCACAAAAACUAUAAAACCCAUACUAUGGAAGUCAAAUUAAUCUCAACCCAGAAGCAGCAAAUCAUUUAGGAAAAGGGACUACAAAUUAAGGUCUUCAAAUUGAAGGGGCAUGGGGAAAGGGGAUGGAGAAAUCCCUAAAAAAGCUACUAAAUUAACACUAAAUUAAUUCCCCAUGUUCCACUAGAAAAUGUCAACAAAUUCUUCACCAGAUUUUGCCCACAUCUUUCCCUCCAACAUUUUUGAAAAAUAGGGUAUUAACAGGUCAUAUUAAAGUAUACUUAAAUAUUUAAAAACCCUACCACUUCUACCCACACAUCUAUUCACUCCCAACCCACAAUGUAUCAAUAUUGUGACGAUACAGUGCUUUUCCCUCACCCUCUAAGGUUAAGUCAUCAAAUUAGUAGGGGUAUAUAAUUAAUGCACAAAUUCAUAUUUACCCUAAAGAGAAAAUGUUUGCGAUGAUCAGGGCCACUAUCAUGGACCAAGAGAAAUUCUGGUGGUUGCCACCUUCUCUUAUUACAGAUUUCCAUCAAAGCAGACACAGGAUGUUUGCCUGCAGAGAAAAAAAAAUAACUUGUUAAUUAUUUCUACUGUCUGUGGCAACAGAUUAUGAAUUCAAGUUGGGGAUGGGACAAGAGGAAAUUUAAAUGUAUGCUCACCUGACAGAUCUUUCAUUGCAGCAGAGAAGUUCCCAGACCUCUUUUGUGCUCUUUCUCCUACUGCAACAAGACCUUUAAAAUAAAAAGCCAAUGUUCACUGAAUAAAUCCCAAAGCAUCAUUCAAAAUUAUAAAUACAAUGAUUCCCUCUGUAGGAACCUGAAUCUCAAUAAAAUAUUCAACUCCCACUACCCCUGAUUUUUAUAUCAUUUGACUUCUAUUUUGCUGUUUCAAUAUAUAAAUCUUUAUGUUUAUCAUGUACCUUGGUAUUAGAAACUGUACAAAAAUCAAAUGUUCAGAAAACCUAGUAUAUAAAUAUGUAUAUAAAUUAAGUGCCAUAGUUAACAACUACAGGUCUGUUUCUUUCUAAGUUUAAAAACUAGAGGCUAUUACAAGUGCAAUCUAAGGUUUCCCAUUCCUUAAAAAAUGAUGGCUCAGUUAAUUAAGUUCCCCAGAUGGUGAGGCUUUUAGGCCACCCCCCCCCCAAAAAAAAACUAAAAGGGAGAGGCUGUCUCUAUAGAUGAACGUGUCCCUUUUCUCCCCCAGCAAACAACCCCUUUCUGACUUAUCAAAUGAAGAUAUUCUCAAAAGACAAACAUAAUCUCACUGUAUAACCUCCCUUUCCAAAGGGAUUUAGCUGUAUCACUACCCAAAAUCAAUGCUUUCCUGACUUCCAUUUCUCCUAGGGGGAGUUCUUCAACCAGUUCUUCAUUAAUUCUGCUAGUAUGCUUCUCCAAACCCAACACCUGUCACAGAAUUCCAAAGAUGAUGUUCCCUGGAAUUAUGCAAUGCCUUCACAGAUAUUUUCUUCCAAAAAACCACCUUUUAGGACUCAAAAAAAUCUAUUCAACUUGUAGAAGUAAUACAAUGUCAAUGUGACAUAAUCAGUACAAUGUCCUUUUCUAAUUUAGAGUCUGAAUUAACGCUUAUUAGCACAGGAUGAUUCUCAUGCUAUUUCUAGCCUACUUGGAAUUAUUACCAAUAAACUCCCUACAAUUUGAAAAAAGUGGCAUCACAGUAUUCUAUGUGGAUGAGAAUGUAGAAUUUCUGAAGCAAAACAUUUUAUAAGACACAGUUUGGUCAGAGCUAGUUCGUUUCCAAUUAAGAAUAAUUUAACUGCAUCAUCUCCAACUUAAUUCAAUUCUCUGAUUACAAAGAUAAUGAAAAUUCUAGUGUUCAACUUUACAGUUUUUAAAAAUCAGGCUUAUCCAAGCUAUUGAAAUCACAUUGAGCUGACACUGAGCCAUUUGAUUCUACUUAAAACAUAAUUCCAAGGGAAGAAUUUAAAAGGUACCAGCUGGCUGUUCUCAAUAAGCACUAAGUGUAUUUUUAAUACUCAGCAACUGCAUGCAAGCUAUAUAGAGAGAUCCCCAUGAGUAGCAAAGUUCCAAGGUGCCCCAAGAACAAGAAAAUAUGAAGAGCUAACAUUGCUGCCAGCAACUGCUCUACUAUUCUCCAGCCCCAAUCCAAGAAAACUCCAUUAUGGAGCUUAAAAAGAGGGAUAUGCAGACUCCUGAUUUCGGCUCAGGUCAUGAUCUCGCAGUUUGUGGGUUAGGGCCCCACGUCGGGCUGCAUGGUGACGGUGCAGAGCCUACUUGGGAUUCUCUACCUCUCUGCCCUUUCCCCACUCUCUCAAAAUAAACUCAGAAAAAGAGACAUGCAAAAAAGGGUUUAUAUAUAAGGUGAAGACAAAACAGCACUCUAGUAAGAAAUUAAGGAGAAUAUAUAAAAUAUUUGAAAAAGAAAAAAAUAAAUCCUAGAAACAAGUGUAUGUUCCCCAUCAAGAGAAAGCAAAAUGGGGAUUCCAUUUCCUAAAAAUGAAAUAUAGGGGGUUCCUGGGUGGCUCAGUCAGUUAAGCAUAGCCUUCGGUUCAGGUCAUGACCUUGUGAGUUUGAGCCCCACAUGGGGCUCUGUGCUGACAGCUCAGAGCCAGGAGCCUGCUUCACCUGCCCCUCCCCCUCCCCCGCUCACGCUUGCGUCUCUGUCUCUCAAUAAUGAAUAAAAGGUUAAAAAAAAAAAAAAAAGAAAUCUAGUUAAAAUUUCAGUCACACUGAUAUAGGCCUACUUCCUUAUCAUUUAGCAUCUUAACUACAACUGCCUUUUAAAAGCCCAAAUUAGUGACUUCACCUGUAUUUAUACAAGCUGUCACGAAUGGGUUAAACUUUUGUUUCCUAACAAACAGCUGCAUAUAUGCUCCAGUUAAGCAUCAAGGAUAUCAAAAUGUAAGAAGAUUACUAUGUGUGUGUAUUUAUUUAUUUAUUUACUUAUUAUUUAUUUAAAGAUGGGGCUGCUGGUGGGCUCUGUUGGUACAGCAUAUGACUCUUGACCUCAGGGUCGUGAGUUCAAGCCCCAUAGUGGGCAAAGAGCUUACUUAAAAAAAAAAAAAAAAAAUCUACGAAGGUAAUGAAACCCUAAGUGUUUUUUUUUAAUAUUACUUAUUUUGCAAUAAAUAAAUUUAUUUUAGGGGUAAUGAGGGGGCAAAGAGAAUCCCAAGCAGGCUCCACAAUGUCAGCACAGAGCCCAACACAGGGCUUGAUCUCACAAACCGUGAGACCAUGACCUAAGCUAAAACCAAGAAUCAGAUGCUUAACCGACUGACCCACCCAGGAGCCCCGAAACCUUAAAUAUUAAAGAAGGUAUAAUAUUCCCAGAACAAUGUGUUACCUUUUCGGUCUGUCUUAAAAUCAACUAGGAUAGGUUCCUUAUUUCCUUCUUUGUUUUUUCCUAAUCCUUCUCCUUCUCUCCAGCCCAUUUUUCUCAUCAAAACGGCUCCCAUUCCUCCAGUUACCGGGGCUGCUCUUAAGAACUGAUCCUAUCCAAAGAAAGAAAGGUAAAAUGUCCCCAUUUCAGAGUUAGAAUUUGACUACAAAUGCAGUGUAAUUUUUAAAAAAAAAUCUUAUUUUACUUCUAGAUCUGAUAUAGCAAUUAAAUUUAAGUUUCUAUACUUAUAUACAUACUAUAGUGUGGAUGCUAAUUAUUUUCACAUUAACAUAAUAUUUUGAAAGUCAAAUAAGGCAAAUAAAUGGCAGUUUAAAACAGUAGCCCUCCUGCCCCCCUCCAAAAAAAAAAAAAAAAUUAGAACACUCCUGUUUUCGUCCACUAUUUAGGUUCACUGGUAUCUCUUCUUAGCUUGCAAAAUAAAAAGAAGGCAAUGUUAAAACAGUCAAUAAUAUUAAUUGUCCCAGGUGUACCUAGUUAAUGAAUAAAGCCCAGAAAUCAUUUAGAAAUAGUUUGGACACUGAAGCAGCAUACUGUUAACAUCCCAAGUUUUCUUUCCCACUCUACCUUAAAGCAAGUAUAAAUAUUUUACUUAGAAAAUCCCUAUGAACCAAAAGGUAAAAAUCUUCAAAUUCUAUUUACACAGUAAGAAAUGGACAGUCACAUAAAAUACCCUGUCAUUAUACCAAACUGAAUUUGAAUGCUUUUAAAUCCUAGCUUGAUGUUAAAAGACUUUUAAAAAACUCCUUAAACGUUUACAUACCUAGGCCUCGGUAGCAGCAGUGUUGUGAAUAGUAGGGCUGGCACUGACCGGGGCAAGAAGACAGCUACAAGGAUUUGGCCCUGAAACAAGUUUCCAUACAGAGGGGUGAAAGUUCACAGGUUAUUCUGUGAACAGUCAUCUCUCUUGUAUCCAACCCACUGAACCAUAAUUUCCAUCAAAGCAGCAAACCACUUAAUGUCUUAAGAUGCACAACUAUAUACAUUAGCAUGGUCAACAGUCAUUUUCACACAUUAAGAAAUAAAUAUGUGAUGCCUCUAUUUUAAAGGACAUCCAUGUACAUAGAACAGAUGAAUUCUACUGUUGAUCUUUAUUGGCCAUUUUCCUUUUAAUUUAUAACAUCUCAAAAUCCUGCUUUACUUUCCCCUUGUUCUUAAAUUUUAGACUUAUGUUCUCUAGCAAAUAUAUAGCAAAAGUCAUUAACUUAUCAACAGAGGGAGUCAAAAAUUUGGUAUCUCUGGGAGGAGUAUGCAUUAAUCAUUUCCUAUAUUGAUAAGUUAAUGCUAAAUUUUUAAAAUCUUAUUUUUACACAGUAGUAAAACUGUAUUAUUUUUUCCCCCAGCUUUGUAAAUUAUAUGCUGGGGAAAAACAUGCCAAUGAUGUGUGACUAGACAUUAAGUACAACUAGGUGCUCUGAUGGAAGGAGGCAGCUGUGGAGGUAAAAACAUACCCCUGGUUCAGUUCCUUAUUUGGUGCAGGCCAUGCAGUGUUGAUGUAUAAAGAGAAAAGUUAGCUGAUGCUUGGAUAUCAACUGCCUUGUUGCUACACACCUAAAAUGACUUUUACUUACUUCCAGGUUCAUCCGCCCCUCUUUUCCAGGCAACACUCCUAAAAAAAAGGGCAACUGUGCAGAGUAUAAUACAAAACCCCAAAUAACCCAGGCUUCCAACUCGGUUUCCAUUCUCUACUAUCUUCAUGUUUCUUUACCCCAUUGUGUAUAUAGUUCACCAAAAAGCUGCUUAAUCUAAUGAGUAUAAUAGUAAACAAUACUCAUCGGGUCAUCAGGUCAUGUCCAAAUCACUUAAUUCCAGAAAAUAAAGGUUCUUUUAAAUUAAUAACCACUUAAAAAUGUCUUACUGACAUAAUGGUAAAACUCCCAUCUUUUUUCAUCUAAGAAUAUACUGCAACAAACUAAAAAUGAAUAUGGACUAUGUUGGCAUUCCAUGUGGUUUUUAACAUAAAGGAGGGUGUUAGGCUAGUGCAAGGCAAGAAAAACUAUGUGAUCAUUGAAAGUUUUCUAAACACAACAAAGAGACCAUUGACAGUGAAGAUAAAUGAUAAAUUUCCAGCUAAUGACUUUUCCACAUUUUUAUAAAUGUUCAUUCCUUCCUUGAUAUCAGUAGCAAAUAUUCUUCUGUAAACAUAUAAAUGGGAGUUUUCCUAAAAGCAUUGCUUUCUUGUUAUUAUUUAAAAACUUUCAUGAACACAUCUCAUAAUUUAUCAAAAUGCCUUACAUGUACAUUUAAAAUAAUGUGAUUGAAAAUCUGUCAACUGCCUACAUGACUAGAAAUCAAAACUUUAAGGGAAAGUUUGCAAGAACCAAUUUUAAUCAGAAGAUUCAUUUUUGCAAGUUAUGUUAACAUGAUUUUUAGAACUAUAUAAGCAUUAUGGAUCAGUACUUCAUCAUACAAAUGAAGACCAAAAUUUUACAAUGGAAUCACAUUCAGAAGUUCCUACCUAGUAAUGUACAAGACUAUUUAAUUUUUAUCUGCCUAAACACCCACGUAAGCUUCAAGUCUAACUUCCUGAAAUACUGAGACUCAAGCUUCAAGAUUAAAUAGUAUUAAAGAAUUAAAACUAUUGAAAUAGGUGUAUAUAAUUCUUCCCAAUGAGAUGAAGGCCAUUUUCAAAUACUAUCCAAAUCACUCUACUUUAAAUACUAUAAUUGGUCCAAAAUGAACUCAAAAUUAAAAAUAUUUUUACUAGAUUUUCGUUUUUUUCCAACACCGACCCCUAGUAAAUGACAUAAAAGUUGUAAAUUUUUAAUGAAUCUGGCCAUAUACUCACUAAACACAUAAUAGUGUACCUAAAUGUACCAAAAAUGGCAGGUAAAUUAAGGAUGUAUCAUGUUUUAUAUUAAUUUGUUAAUAAGAGGAUCAACAGAGAUAAUGCUAUCAAAACUGAAACGUUAUGAGAUUAAAAUAUCCAAAGCAACUAAAAUCUCAUUUUGCGGAAAUUCAGCUCAUUCACUGGCAAUCAUAGCAAUUCUUCAUAGGUGCCCAUCACGUUAUUAAUUAUUGCCCUGUGAAGCAGUAAUAAGAACUUGUCUUCUCAUGACACUUGGGAGACUGAAAUUCCAAGUAUAUUACUUGCCCAUGAUCACAAAAGCAGUCAGGAGUACAGCGGGAUAAAGAAACCUUCCCAAUCCUUAGAACACGCAGCCUCCCAGUUUCAGCACUGCCAUACUGCCAGUACUCCUGAAACAAAUGUCCCAUCACCCAUCCAACCAAGCCACGUCCCUUCAUCAGAAGGCAUUUCUUUAGAAAGCCCUUCUUAACCACCUAAGACUCCCCCAACAAUGAGGCAGCCGUAGGUGGAGUUCACAGGUCUCACUGCAGGAAUCUGAAACCAGGAGCACCUACAUCUUCACAGCACGAGGCGUCCAUCCUCUCCCUUGAAUUUAGGUCUUACAUAUCCUGUUUUUUCAGGAGAUCAGUGGUUCUCAAAUUGAGCCUGUGGAUCACCAGAGGCCACCAGGGCCUAAAUGGUGGUCCACAGAUAGUAUUCUCCAUCCCCACUCCGCCCCCUUCACCACCCCUUCAGCACUGCCCACCGUCCCCCCCCCCCCCGCCCCCAGUCCAACCAUCCUCCCCAGCCUUCCGGUCCCAUGGCAAGAUCACCACAUGCAGUGCUAAUACUGGGGCCUCCCAACCAACUUGCUAUAACCAGCAGCUGACAACCACAGGGAUCGGGGUGAUCACCAGAAGGGUGAGAAAUAAGGGCCAAGAGAGCUUACAAGAGGGCACAGGCACUAAAGAAGGGGAAAGAAGGACAGAGGAGCAAAGAAAUGGAAAAUCUGGGUGGUAAGAGGGCUCUUGGGGACAGUGAUCCACCAAAAAUAAACCUGUAAUAAAGUAUCCCAUGAUGAGAAAAAAUUUGAGAACCACUGCUUUGAAAUCAUUAGAUUAGUAGUCCAACAGGAACUGUGGAACAUUCUGAACAGCACCUGAGAUACACUGUUAGCAUUCAAAACACAGUUUUUAAAAAACCACCCCCAAAAAGACCAGCAGCAGCAAUAACAAAUAACUUCAGGAUAUAAACUGAGCGGCUCUUGAGCCUUAUUUAUACAUUUGCCAUUGUCUCAUGAAUCAGGUCCAUCUUCAGUGUCCAUCCUAGAGUAUGCACACACAGCAAAUUUACUCAUGAACUUUGGUUAUAGUUACUGGCCUCUCCGUGCAUUUUUAAUAAAACAUUUUCUAAAAAAAAUCUUAACUUUGUAGUUGGACACUUUUGUACGUGCAUAUGUUGUGUACCUUUUUAAUCCAGGCUUGGGCACCAGUAUUAGCCAACUGUUCUUGUGUCAGAACCUGUACUCCUGUACUUCCGGUGAAUUGGCCGGGAAUGGAGUUCAGCUGAGCCCAGGCAUCAAUCUGAAGAAAAAAAAAAAAGAUGCCUCAAUCAACUAAGUAAAAUUACUUGUCUAGUCAAAAAUGCCCACUGGUUUAUUUCACUAAAUGAAAUGGUUUUAUUUAGUUCUUGAAAAGGCUGAAUAAGACUUAUUCAACUUUUAGAACAAUUUGAUGAAUGCAUACAUAUUUAAAAUGUUUUCUUAAAAGCAGCACUUUGGUAACAUUCAGUGGGUCCCAUUAGUAACAAGAUUUGAGAUGUACGUCUAACAACUGAAAAGCAUUAACGAUAAUACUCAUUCUCCAAAGCAUCACAUGGAUACAUGAAUACAGAAAAGAGUUUCAUGCAGCACAGGAUCCCUGCCCUCUGCUUUAUGUACCUCAUAUAAAUGCAAUCUAAUAAAUGUUAUGAUCGCCUGAGUUUUUAAUUAAUUACCUUCUUUGUGGUAUUAGAAAUCCAGAAUUCAAGAGACACGCUUAAGGAGUAAUAAAUGCAGGGAAUUAUUCAAACCCAGAAAACAGCCUUCUUUAAAACCUGAGCCCUACAUUAAUCACCAGCAUUUACUGUGAUGGUUAAAGAAUCAGUUGUCCUUCAAAGUAUAUUUGCUAAUAAACAUUGGUAUUGUUAGGCAGUGUAUUUAUCUGUCUGAACAUCUAUUUGUCGUUUCUAUAUAGAUCUACCACGGGAAUGUAGAAGACAAAAGGAAAAGCUGUCCACUGUUAAAAAUUUAAGUCUAGACUCUGGCCUCAGACUGCCUAAUCACUUUUUUUUUUUUAAUUCCAAUGUAGCUAACGUGCAGUGUUAUAGUUGUUUCAGGCUGACUAACCACUCUUUACUCAGUUUCCUCAGCUGGAAAAUGGGACAUCAUAAUAGUACCUACAUCUCACAGAGCUAUGAUGGACACAUAGCUACUUUAAUAUUCCAGAUUACAAACUCAGUAAGAGCAGGGGUUUUUUUUCUAUUUUUAACUCUCUUAAACAUUAGUUCCUGCCACACAGUACACAAUAAACAUUUACUGGGUGAAUGACCAUGCCCCAAAAUCACUUUCAUUUAAAAUAAGCUAAUUACAAUAAAUUACUUAUUUCCUUGGAUUUUUAGGACCUACAUUUCAACAGCAUGCCACAGAAUUUACUUAUGUCACACCAUCUAAUUAGUUAAAUUCUCAUUUAGCAGACAUUAAAACUGCUACAUACCCUUUCCUGAGCUCGAUUUAACAUGCUCAUGGCUUCAAGGUCAAAUGCAUUCUCACUUAGUCUUUUCUGAGCAAGUGCCCGUUCACUCAUUGCUGUAGAGAUGUCCACAGGCUAAGAAAGAAAACAUAGAUAAUUAUCUCAAAUUAUGAUAGACCCCCUAAAUUCUAAAAAGUGCUCAUAUCUUUAGUUGCUACAUAUCAAAAAUGAAACAGUAAUCUUACAUAUUAAUAAUCUUGUAAAGUACAGAAAAGAUACCAAGAAGUAAAAGAAACUUGGAAAGCAGAUGAGGAUCAUUUAAGGUAAGUUACACGCUAUCAGAAGCAGCAGCUGAACUCAACCCAACAUCUGAACUUCAAAUUUCAUAUUUUCUACUGUAUUUUCUACUGUAUCAAAUUAUGAUCACAGAAAAUUGCACAAAGAACUUAAAACUCUCUAGCCUUCACUAACAAAACAGUCAUUUACAAAAACUGGUACUUUUUUCAACUGUUUUGGAACUAUUGAUUUUAUAUUCAUGAGCAAUUUUCAUUUUAUCCUAUUUCUUUUUAGCAUAAUGUUCAGAAGCAAUAAGGUUCUUGAGUAAGCAAGCAGAAAACUACUAUCAGGUCAGUUGGUCUUUUACUCAUCUGCACAUCUUUUCACCUUCUUGCAGUUGCUCAGAGAUACAGUUUGGUCUUAAGAAUUCCAUUUCUUCAAAGAAUGUAUUUACUAUAUACAUAAACGAAUCCUUUGUUUUCAGUUUAUAUGUAUUAAUGACCCAAAUUAAAAUAUUUCUGGGGGGGUACAUAACAACAUGAACCAACACAUUUAAAAUUAAAUAUGUCUGAAAUGUCUUAGGUCCUCCUUUUCCAAGCUCAUAUCCUACCUGUAAAAAUGUUAUGCUAAGCAGAGGUGACUUCAUGGUUUAACUUUUUAAAACGUUUCAUAAUGUCCAGAAAAAUUCUUAAAGAACAAAUCCCCAAUUUAUCAGAUUUGUGAAGGCUCAACCAUAAAAGGAAAAACACAUCAAGUAAGUAUUUGAUGUUCUUUGUUCUGAUGUUAAGAGCUCAUGUUGACUUGUACCAUCACCAAUUCUUAUUAUUUUUCUUCUAACACAACCCAUUAAUAUUUCCUAGUGAUUUCACCCAAGAAAAUUCAUUUUUGGAAAAUAUUUGACAUGAAAAGGUUUUCCUAUAUUCAUAUGCAAAACAUGAUUAGAGGUACUGCAUGGAUAUUACAAAUAUAAGGAAGUCAGUAAUAUAAAUUAACAGCUAAGGAUUUUUCUUAAAGCUAACGGCUACCUGUAAUUUAACUAUGUACUACAUAUGAAAUACUUCUUAUAAAAUAAAGACCUAUAUAGAAGGGUGUAUGACUCUAAGAGAAUAAUUCUACCUUACGCAUAAGGAUAUAAGAGAAUAAUUCUACCUCACGCAUAAGGAUUACUAGUCUCCCUUUUUCUACCUUCAGAACCCCUUAUUAUUCCAUCAUUCUUCGUUAUCUUGCUGAGUCAUCUCAUAAUACUCCCCCAGCAAAAUUAAAUUUCUUCUUCCACAUAGAUUCUUAUGUAUUGCCUUCUUAAAACGAAAGCAAAGCUAAAUUCAUUCUGUAAUUGUUAAGACUGUUUACAGAUCCCAUGAAAGAUCUUAACUGUCAACGUAGUAAAUUAUCCACACUAACUAGAAUAUCUCUGGGGCCUAUAAAAAAUAAUCUAAGCAGUCACAAUUAAACACUAAAACUCUAGGGGUCUUCACUUGUCACUUUUUUGAGAAUUCUGAUCAACUGCUGGGACUUUAAAUAAAGGGGAACCCAAAUACUUCAGGCCAAAAUUUACAUUCCUUUGGCCUACCUUAUGUGUUUCCUAAAACUGUCAGGUAGGAUUACUGAUGCAAUUUGAAAGCCCAGCAAAUAUACCUCAAGUACUGUUCAUUAACCUUGUCCAAAUUACUUUGGGUAGCAGUCUGUAAAUCUGAGGAUGUUUAGGUAUAAAUAACAGGUUUUUAUUCUGAAAAAGUCUAAGCUUAGAGGUGAUAAUGUGGAAAAUCGAUCUACUGACUACUUCAAGCCCUGAUCCCCAAUUUCCAGCUAUAAAUUUAGCCAUGAAAAUGUAAAGAUGGCUCUAAAAGCUCCCAACUUCUCUAGAAUAAAAUUCUUCCCAAUUAGAAAACAAAUGAAUACACACCUAUGAUCUGAAGACCUAUCUUCAUAUAUUUUUUAAGUCUUUAAGCAGAUAAUCUAAAUGCCUCAUCAUUUAUCCCCAGGAUGAAACUUCAUUCAAAUCUCAGUAACAUUUUGUUACAUUCACAUCUCACUCUGGAAGAAAUUUUAAUAUAGCAACCUUGAUGUUUAAAAUAAAUUUACUUCAGAUAAAAUGAUAACCAGUUUUUUUCCUGACUACAACUUAAUUCACUCAACAGGCUUACCAAGAGAGUAACUUACUAUUCAUUUUAUAUUCAUAUUUUUAAAUGUGAAGAACAUACUCAAAAUAAAAUGAACCAGGAUUAUCUGAACCUCUUAAGGAUCCUCAAAUGUUUGAACCAAAAAAACAUGUUUCCAGGUUUUCAAGGUAAUUCAAGAUAUGUAAUAACAUAUAAUCCCCAAAGCACUAAUAUUCAAGGACUAGACCAAAUGUCACAUAUCAGUAUUGAAACUCUCAUUAAAUAUCACAGCUACCCUUUAGAACACUGGUCAGUAGUAUUUUCUACAGUGACAGCUAAUGAGCACUUAAAAUGUGGCUAGUGCAAUUAAGGAAAUGAUUUUUCAGUGGCUAGUGACUACCCUACUGGACUAUAUGGUGUAUGUGUGUGUACAUAAACACUAUACAGUGGAUCAUACUAUGUAGUGGAGCUUCAGAGCCUUAACCAUCUGUCAGUGUUGCUCAGAAAGAGGAAUAGGUUUAAGGUACCGAAAUGAUGUUAAAAAGCCCUUCUAAAAAGUAGGAAAAAAUCUUAAAUUUGAUAGAACGCUAUUAUUAAGUGGUCAUCAACAAGCCUCAUUUGUUUCCACUGUUAUACUACAAACUUUUAAUCUAAUGUAUUAAGUCUAAUUAUGAUACUAUAAUAAUAUUCUAAGUAUUAUAAUUGGGGAAAAUGUUUAGUUUCCUUUUCCCUAGGACUUGUUUUAAAAAGUGAAAUCUACCUCGAGUAUCCAAUUCCAGUUCUCCUAUAGUUAAAAACCUGUCCACGUUAUUUCAUUUCUCUACUACAGCAACACAGCAGAUCACUUCUCCUAUAAUCCAAAAGUGUCAGAAAUGAAAUCAUGAUGUAACAUGCAUUUCACAGCCUAAGUUAUAAUCACGUCCUUUCUGUAUCUUCCUCAUUUAAAAACCCUUCUAAGUCAACUUCCUUACCCCUUUCGUUAACCCAGCUGUUUACAUAAAUACAAGUAUCUCAGGGGCAUUUCUUAGAAAGUCAAUUAAAGGGCUAAAGAGAAUUAUUAGGAGGGAGUCAGAUAGGGAAAAUAAGCCCUGUAAUAUGAAUUGUAUUACUCUCUACCUAGACAAUUACAGGUAUCUUAAAACAGAGAGUAUGAAAGGAAAUGUUUAAUUCAAAAAAACAGAAUUAAAAAAAAAGCAUCUGAUCUGUAUGUAAAAUAGGACUUUAAGAUACUUAUUAGCAAAAAUUAAUAAAUUACAAAGAGGUUCAUCUAGAAAAGAAAAUGACAACUAUAAAAACAAAAGCCACACAAAAUACAGAAUACCUCAGUUGUCAUGGGUUUGGUUUUAAAAUGUGAAUUACGAAUCUUUUAUUACACCAUAUGGAAUUCUCUAACAUAACUCCUAUACAUUUAAUCUGAAUAAACUAGAAUAAGAAAAACAGGUAACCUAUUAAGUUGUUCAAAGAAAUUCAAUGUUAAUCACCCAGGAGAAUCUAAGGAAAAAAGAAUGAAUAGCAAGGCUGUAUUUAACCAUUCUAGCACUGCCAGGACCCAUGUAUUUAAUUUUCAAUUAAAAUUUACAUCUUACCCCAAGAACUUAACUUUCCUAAAGUAUAAAGUUGGAACUUGUAUACUUGAAGAACUUCUAUACUUCCACUGGGAAGUGGAAAUAUUUUUUAAUAAAACAAACCAAGCACACUGAGAAAAGAAUCAUCUUAACAUGUAAGCAAUUACUAGACCUUAAUGGAGAGCUACCUCUGGACCUCUGAUAAUUUAUGAUUAAUAGUAAACCCAAGGAAAUGUUAUAUCAAAGAUUACAUUUAAAUCUUCUACCCAAUAAGCCUCUAACUUUAUUAGCAAGAAUUAAUGCCCCCAAGGACACUUUUUUUAAAUAUUAGUUUUCCACCAUUUUUAAUUUCACUGUUUAAGAAUAAAUCAAAUUCACACACAUAUGGUCAAAGUUCUGUAGACACUCCUUACUGAGGAUGAUGCUGGCUGGCUUCUGGGUAGGAAGACGAUGCUAUGGCAGUAAGGCACAGUCUGAUGAGCUGAUAUUCCAUAAGAUACGGAUUUAUGUUGAUCCAUCCACAUCUAUCCACUCACGUUUAUGUCAAAGAGCACUCAUGUGCAAGACAAUUGGUGGGGUUAAGGAUUACAGCAAAGCUGAGACCAAAUCUGUGAUCUUUGCCUAAAUGUUUUAUGCUCAAAACUAAAAAACCACAAACUCCAUUUAUAUUUAUUAAAAUGAAAAACACGGAUAGGUUAAAAAAUAAGUAAAUACUAAUCAGUUAAAACAGUGACCAUUUGAAAGAACUUUCCUUUUACUCUAUAAAAGCCUUUAUUUCAACCCCAGACAGGGAAUCAAAAGGGUCAACGCUCCCAUGUCACCAUUCCACAAACAUUGGUAUGUAGAACGUAAUCUUACAAAUACAUGUAUUUGCAAGAUACAGCUAAAUAACUAGGACUAAACGUUUUAUAUUGUGACCACUUCCUCUAGGUGUUUACUACUAUUGUUAGGUAAAAGCACAAAGACCUGAAAGCAAAACGAAACCAUGCUUUUUCUCUUCUAAAAUUUUGGGAUUGUUUCUGCUUAAAAUUAACCUAUGUAUUUUUUGAGUCUGAC
Molecule: messenger RNA, 18138 nt
Organism: Acinonyx jubatus (cheetah)
Lineage: Eukaryota; Metazoa; Chordata; Mammalia; Carnivora; Felidae
Gene: DONSON
Product: DNA replication fork stabilization factor DONSON
Exons: 10
Coding region: 491-2179 (562 amino acids)
Biological process (GO): nuclear DNA replication
Cellular component (GO): nucleus
Source: RefSeq, a predicted model, not a curated record